AUGGGUCUUGCUGUCACUGUAUACUCCGCUGUCUUUCUGGCGACCGGAGGCUUUCUCUUCGGUUUCGACUCAGGAAUCAUCACAUCGACCAUUGCUCUGCCGACCUUCACGGAAUAUUUCAAUAAUCCCAAUGAUACUACCGUCGGCGGCAUCGUGUCGGCCUUCCAGGGCGGGGCUAUUGCAGGUACCAUCUUCAAUAUGUUGUUCGCGAAUAUGCUAGGUCGUCGCAUGACUAUCUUGAUCGGUGCCAUGGUUUCGGUUCUUGGUAGCUCUCUCCAGGCAGGUGCAGCUAACAUGGCUAUGUUGAUCGUCGGUCGGUUCAUUGGUGGUGUCGCAGUAGGGCAACUUACAUCGACCAUCCCCAUGUAUGCUGGAGAGCUUUCUGAAGCAAGACACCGCGGUAUCCUGUCUGGUUUGUUGCAGUGGAUGUUGAGUUGGGGCUUCUUCGUUGCUCAGUGGUUGGGUUAUGGAUGUUCCUUCAAUAACACCCAGUUUUCUUGGCGUUUCCCCCUCGCUUUCCAAAUUCUACCUGGUCUCAUCCUGAUGGGAGGUAUCUUCUUUCUCCAGGAAUCACCUCGUUGGCUUAUGGAGAAGGACCGUCACGAAGAAGCCAUGGCCUCUCUCAAGAAGCUUCGUACCGGGAUUGACGGGGAAACUAUUGAUCUCGAGUUCCGCGAGAUUCGGGACGUUAUCAUUGCUGACCGAGCACUCGGCAACAUCAACUGGCUAUCGAUCAUCACAAAGGCAUCCUGGCGUAAGCGCCUUCUUUUGGGCUGUGGUGUACAAGCUUUUGGUCCUCUCUCUGGCAUUAACGUAAUCAACUACUACGGCCCUCGGAUUUACAGCAUCCUUGGCAUAUCCACGCGCGAGUCGCUGAUGAUCAUCGGCAUCAGCGGUGCCCUCUCCAUCGUUUGGUGCUCCAUUGGUCUCGUCCUGGUUGACAAAGUGGGUCGCAUAAAGCCUUUAAUGGUCUCUGCAGCUGGUCUCGCGACUGCACUGCUUGUCAACGCUAUCCAAGGCCAAUAUCUCGACCCGAAUAACGGCGCUCAACUCCGCAGCAUGGUCGCAAUGAACUUCCUCUUCUCAUUUUUCUACACGCCCCUGGGAAUCAUCUCAUGGGUGUAUCCUGCCGAGAUCUUCCCAGUCGAGGUUCGCGCACUCGGGAACGCAGUCACAACCUUCACAAACUGGGCUAUCAACCUGAUCUUCGCGCAGUUUAGCCCUCAGGCGCUCAGCAGCCUCGAGUUCAAGUACUUCUACGUAUUCUUCGUGUUCAACAUCAUCGCGUUUUUGUGCUAUUGGUUCUUCUAUCCCGAGACCCGCGGAAAGACCCUCGAACAGAUGGACGAGCUCUUUGGCGAUCAGCUUGUGCCGCAUGCUUUGCAGGAUUCGGCGGCUGCGGAAGCGGCGAUGGAAAAGAAUGAGAAACUUCAUGCUGAGGUUCGUGGUGUAUCUGUCACUGCGUAGGUGAUGAGAAGAAGGGUGGAGUUUGAAAGAGAAUGUCAAGUCGAUACCCCACUGGAAGUAGGAG
Dothidotthia symphoricarpi CBS 119687 is the source of this 1531-nucleotide messenger RNA. RefSeq names its product general substrate transporter. Bases 1 to 1467 code for a protein of 488 amino acids. NCBI's taxonomy places the organism in Eukaryota, Fungi, Ascomycota, Dothideomycetes, Pleosporales, Dothidotthiaceae. Gene Ontology annotation, molecular function: carbohydrate:proton symporter activity. Gene Ontology annotation, biological process: transmembrane transport; carbohydrate transport. The record is from RefSeq and is a predicted model, not a curated record. The transcript has 3 exons. Gene Ontology annotation, cellular component: membrane.